AUGGAAACUAUGAAUUGCCCUAUGUGUAAUGAGUAUGAGGAAUGCAUUGAUCACGUCCUUGUGGACUGCCCUUAUGCUAAAAAGGUUUUUGAAGGUAUAUCCAGCUGGUGUAAUGUGAAUAUGGAAGCUUUUCACAUGGUGAAGGAAGUGAUGAAGUUUGCUUCUCAAUGGGGGAUGUGUCAUAGAAGGAGUAAGCUGCUCUUGAUUGUGUCUUAUGGAACACUAUGGAGCAUUUGGAAGUCAAUGAAUGAAAGAGUUUUCAGGAGGAACCGGCUUCCACCAGAUAAAGUCUGUGAUAUAGUAAAAUCAUUGACUUAUCUAUGGGUGAAAAAUAGGGGAAAAGUAGAUCGGAUUGAAUGGGCAACAUGGUCUCAAUGCCCUCUUUCCUAUUGA
This is a messenger RNA of Lactuca virosa, 393 nucleotides long. Lineage: Eukaryota; Viridiplantae; Streptophyta; Magnoliopsida; Asterales; Asteraceae. The record is from the annotation of a GenBank genome assembly.